This is a messenger RNA of Klebsormidium nitens, 1119 nucleotides long. NCBI's taxonomy places the organism in Eukaryota, Viridiplantae, Streptophyta, Klebsormidiophyceae, Klebsormidiales, Klebsormidiaceae. The record is from the annotation of a GenBank genome assembly.
AUGGCGUCUAAAGCAGAGCGCUCUCGGGCCCCUUUCUUCACGAAGUGGGCGUUUCGACGCUCGAGAAAAGCACACUGCUCUUCUUCGAAGAAUUCUAUCAUUGAAUCCCCUGCCCUGAAGACGUCAUGGGAUCCACAGCCAGAAUUGGGAAAGGCAAGUGUCGGCGUGCAGACCGACGCCCCUGCAACCAUCUUUGUGAGUACUCAGACAGAUCCGGACGCUGCUAAGCCGGCCGCAGACGAGGUGAAGGCGUUUGCGCAGCAGAACGAAGACCUUCGGGCGCGGGUCGCGGUGCUUGCCAAAGCGCAGGCGGAUGCGCGCACCGAAGCUGCCGCGCUCCGAGCAGAGAACGCCUCACUCCAGCUGAAUCUGUCCGAAACAGAGAAUGAGCACAAGAAAGAGGUCUCGGGUUUAAGGGAGGCUUUGGAGAGCCACCGGGAAGUGUGCCGGCGGUCUGACGACGAACGCGAGCGCUUUCGCUACGUGCUCGCGUGCAACGGGCAGGAGGGUUCCGUUCCGCGCAGCGUUCUGGCGUCCGCUCCGGAGUCGCUCCUGUACAAGAUUGUACUCCGGGGACUGGGACUACGCGCGCGACGACAAGGGGCGCGCGCUCUUAACGUGCCAUCCGCAACGGUGGCGCGGCACUGGAACCUGCAGCGCCUGGUGGACGGCCUGGAGGUUCCGGGCGUGACCGUUACAAACGACGCGGACUUGCGGGGGUUCAAAGCCCGCUGCACGUUUGUUUCCGUCAUGAAGCAGCUGAGCGCUGGCAAGGAAGACCUGUGCUGUGUUUUCCCAGGGCCUCAAGAGAGAUAUUGGGCGGUGGAAAUAUCCGAUAGAGGCCCUACGCUAGGGUCAGUGAUACCAAUGACUGUCCCAAAGUCAAGAUUAGGAGACCUGCAGGGGAUCAAGGUCAGGUCCAUGAAAUUCCGGCUGCUAUUGCGCUCUGAAGACCCUGUGAUGGAAAGCGCACACGAAGAGUUUCCCUGCGGAGAAGAACUAUGUAUACGGUUUGACUGGGUGACCUUGGGCGGGUACGGCUUACAGCAGAUCCUCAGCGAGCCUCUCGCAAGGGCUCCCGACAGCCUUGUGAUUGAGGUCGAAGUUCGUUAUGUCUAG